CGAAAGGUAAUCAAGGGUCCGUCGUAGUAUACAAAAAUCUAAGGAUUUUUCCGACGGGAGGUGGCAGAGAUCCGUGCUUGCACGUAUGUUUGUCUCCACUUCACUUUUUAGCACUUUGGUGAAAUUUUUGCGAAACUCGAAGUGUUUUUCAUUAAAAGAGGUCCUGAACCCAGUUUGCUACCGAUUGUUGUUUUUUUCAUUGCUAAAUUCGUUGAUGUUGGUUAUUUUUGUUUUUUAUCGCGAAUCGUUUAUGUGAAAAAAAAAAAUCAUAAAUCAUAAUUGAACUUUAUUUAUUUCAUGUCCAAUCAUCACGACAACAAUCGCGCACUAUUUGUAAUGAUGUUUAUCACUGUUUGUUUUGAUCCGCAUACGCGAUGUUUUUAUACAAAUUUAUUUUAACCCACUACCCACACCACUGAUUCUCCACAACAAUGACACGCAAGAAACUAGCAAAGGCUCAAACAAAUUAUGAGCCAAUUACCUGGCAAGCAGAGGAGUACGAUGCAGAUGAUUCGGACCUGGAGGAAUCACUUGGGAUUCCUAGGCCGCUCCCAUCUUCACAUCCCAACUAUCCGCUAGAGGAGUUGGAACUGGACCUCGAAGAAACUCUGAUUACAUUAAGAAAUCAGAGGACAGAAGGCCGCCUCAUGCCAGAAGACGUAAGUAAACUUAAACGAAUUAUGAACCUGUUUUUGCGUGACAUGAACAUCGUCACUAGUGACAUUAAUUCGCGAUUUUUACCCCCUAGCGCGACAUGCGAAUACAGGGAACCCGAAUCGGACCCGGAAUCAGAUAUUGUGCUGAUAGUUCCCAGCUCUGACUCGGAAGAUUUAGAUCCGUCCUUCAGCGAAUCCGAUUCAGAUUCGGAUGACCUGCUUCAGGUCAAAAAGGGAACGUACAGAAGCCCCAUGUCACGCAAUAGUUCCGGCUUUUACAGUCAGGAAAACACCAGUAAGUCGAAGCUUCCUUCUUCGAACUGUCCUCGCGACUUACCUGGUAAAGCUUUCCAAACUUCAAACUCACUAACUUCGAACCCCGAAUCCCAAAGAAAGCAAACCCGAUCUUUUAAGAUCAGGAAAAAGGCCACAAAGUAUAUUCAAGAGGAACCUACGGCCAAAGAACUGUGCAGUAAAUUUAUAUCGAUUUUGGAACUUGAACAUUCUAGGAAUAUUCCGCGUUCCGGAUGCACACCUGGAACCCAAACCCAUUCUUUCAAACAUCACAAAAAGAAAAACAAAUCGUUCUAA
Molecule: messenger RNA, 1247 nt
Organism: Ochlerotatus camptorhynchus
Lineage: Eukaryota; Metazoa; Arthropoda; Insecta; Diptera; Culicidae
Exons: 1
Coding region: 432-1247 (271 amino acids)
Source: RefSeq, a predicted model, not a curated record